AUGUGUAACGCCAAUUAUAAUUUUUUGCUGGUCGAUAUUGGGGCUCCGGGAAGAUGCAGCGAUGGAGGGGUUUUCAGAAGUAGUAAUAUUGGCAAAACAAUAAACUUACCUGAACCUAUAGAUAUUGAUGGUGUGAAUGGACCAAUACCAUACUUUAUGGUAGGAGAUGAGGCAUUUCUACUUACCGAAUACUUGAUGAGGCCAUAUCCUGGUCGUGGAAGAUCAACUAUGCCAAAAGAUGAAGACAUUUUCAACUAUAGGUUAAGCAGAGCACGACGAACUAUUGAAAAUGCUUUUGGCAUACUAGCAUCAAGAUUUAGGAUUUUCAGAAAGCCAAUAAUAGCUUCAGAAAAAACAAUAAUAAAUAUAACAAAAGCAACAAUUGUUUUACACAACUUUAUAAAAAAGUUAGAAACAGACACAGAUAUAAGCAUGUACAACCAAACCAUAUCAUGCAGUGCAAGCAACAUGCAAACAGAUGAACUACAAGGGUUAGUCCCAAUAAACCGUGCAGGUUCAAAUCAUUAUAGUUCAAAUGCCAAAGAAAUAAGGGACAAAUUAAAAAUAUAUGUUAAUCAUGCAGGAGCUUUAGAGUACCAACAGAGACAGUUAUAA
This is a messenger RNA of Macrosiphum euphorbiae (potato aphid), 615 nucleotides long. The record is from the annotation of a GenBank genome assembly. Lineage: Eukaryota; Metazoa; Arthropoda; Insecta; Hemiptera; Aphididae.